CUCCCAGGACCCUGCAUUCACUAUAUCUGGUCUCCCCGGACCCUGCAUUCACUAUAUCCGGUCUCCCCGACCCUGCAUUCACUAUAUCUGGUCUCCCCGGACCCUGCAUUCACUAUAUCUGGUCUCCCCGGACCCUGCAUUCACUAUAUCUGGUCUCCUCGGACCCUGCAUUCACUAUAUUCGGUCUCCCAGGACCCUGCAUUCACUAUAUCUGGUCUCCCCGAACCCUGCAUUCACUAUAUUCGGUCUCCCAGGACCCUGCAUUCACUAUAUUCGGUCUCCCAGGACCCUGCAUUCACUAUAUCUGGUCUCCCCGGACCCUGCAUUCACUAUAUCUGGUCUCCCCGAACCCUACAUUCACUAUAUCCGGUCUCCCCGGACCCUGCAUUUACUAUACCUGGUCUCCCCGGACCCUACAUUCACUAUACCUGGUCUCCCCGGACCCUGCAUUCACUAUAUCUGGUCUCCCACAGUACACACAACAUA
Molecule: messenger RNA, 486 nt
Organism: Staurois parvus
Lineage: Eukaryota; Metazoa; Chordata; Amphibia; Anura; Ranidae
Source: the annotation of a GenBank genome assembly